AUGAGUAGUCGAACGAGCUCGAAGAAAGCAGCGGCGGAGGCGGCGGAGGCAGCGAUACAGUCGAUAGGGUUAGGAUACGAUCUGACGGUGGACUUGAAGCUCAAGUACUGCAAGAGGCAGCAGUCAGCGGUUGGGGUUGGGGUUGACUCUCGCUUGAUCGCCAUCGACGACGACCAAGUUCGUGAAAUUGCAAUUCCAGGCGCCGGUGGGCUUUGCAUACCCAAUGUCCCCAAAUCCAUCAAAUGCGACAAAGGCGAGCGCAUGAGGUUCGGCUCUGAUGUUCUCUCCUUUCAACAGAUGUCAGAGCAAUUCAACCAGGAAUUGACUCUGUCUGGUAAAAUCCCAACUGGGCAUUUCAAUACAGCAUUUGAGUUUACAGGAGGAUGGCAGAAGGACGCUGCCAACACCAAAACACUUGCUUUUGAUGGGAUCUCCAUCACACUCUACAGCGUCGCUCUUGAAAAAUCCCAGGUUGCCUUGCGUGACCAUAUCAAACAUGCUGUCCCCUCAUCUUGGGAUCCUGCAGCACUCGCAAGAUUUAUUGACAAGUACGGUACACAUGUCAUAGUCGGGGUGAAAAUGGGCGGAAAGGAUAUGAUAUAUGCCAAGCAGCAGCACUCAUCACCUCUCCAACCUGCUGAUGUACAAAAAAAUUGA
This is a messenger RNA of Prunus armeniaca (apricot), 657 nucleotides long. NCBI's taxonomy places the organism in Eukaryota, Viridiplantae, Streptophyta, Magnoliopsida, Rosales, Rosaceae. The record is from the annotation of a GenBank genome assembly.